GAGUUUGCUUUUCGAUGGUCUUUGCGUCGGUUCUCUGAUCGUGUGGUGGUAUGCAGUCUUCUGAUGUUGUUGGGUUCUGGUCUGGCCUCUCCUCGGUUCUCGCAUGCGGGUUGGGGUUUCUUGGCGUCUAGUGAGGGCAAUGCCUUUGUGCUGCUAACCUCUUCUUGAUAAGUUCAGAUUCCUGUCGGGUGUGUUUCAUUAUGAAACUGUAGGAAGGGAGUCGUCUCCUUUGUGGCUCCAAUAUUAGCUUUGUUUCUUCCUCCAAAUCAGUUUUUUUUUUCCGGUGCUACAGAGCGUUGUUCGUGUUCUGGUUACUUCUUUGCGCUUGCCGGUUGUGAAGUGGGGUUUGUAGUUUCUUUGAGGUGUCAUGCUCUUUCCAGUGUUUGGGUUUGUUGAGUGGUUGUCUCCAACAGUUGUUUGUAGGAUGGUGUAUUGAACUUGUGGCUUCGCCGGGUCUCUGAUUACCUUGGGACAAGGGUUAAGCAAGAGAUCACCUUAUCCUUUAUUCCAAUGGUGCUUUAUCUGGUGUUUUUAACACUUCUGUUGGGGUUUGCUAUCUCCCUUUCUUCAAUGUUGGUUUGCCGUGGUCCUAUCAUCAGUGUUGAUGGAAAGAUUGAAGUUUUUAGAUGAAAAUCUUGUUGUCUAUGUUGUUGUAGUUUCUUUAUUUCUCUUGUUUAGUGUCAUGGUUCUGGAAAGGUGUGUCUUUGCCGGCAGUGUGUCUCCCAUAUUUCUCUCGGGCUUUGUUUUAGAUUCCUAAGCGUUGUAACAUUGUACUUCAGUUCAAGUUAAUGCAAUUACAAGAAAAUCAAAAUAGUUAUCUAUCCUUAUUGCAAAAAUUCUCUGCGGCUCUAUCAGAAAAACGAACCAAACCGAAGCAAAGGGGAAUAAAUAUUAAGGGUACUAUCGUCCUUUUACACAGUCGAAAGCCCAAAACCCUUUUCUUCAGUCUUCCUUCCACCUGCAUCGGUUUCUUCUGCAUUUUCCCCUUAAAAUCAAUUCUCGCCGGAGAGCCCCCGUCGACCUGUGUUUGAGAAGAGGAUGUUGAAGUUCCUAUCAAAAGUAAAGAUCGAGUUCAACACAUUGGACCCAAGACUCGCCUCCUGCGUCGAGUUCUUGGCUCAGUGCAACGCGAGGAAGGCCAAAGAGUCCAACCCUAACUGUCAGGUUCUGGUGAAACGCAGAACCGACGAUCAGCCACCGCAGAUCAGUGUCACUUUCGUCAAUGGUGUCGAGGAAGCUUUCGAUGCGGCUGCCACGUCGGCUCAGUCGAUCAGGAAGAUGAUUCUUGAUAAAGGGCAGUAUCUCGAGACGGAGCAGAUGUUCCGUGAAGCCGGGGAGCAGUGGCCUGUCAUCAUCCCUGAGGAGGAGAUUCACCAAGAAGCUCCUGGUGUUAAGCCGAGGAAAGCAGAAGACAAGAAGCAAUGAUAUGCUCGCUUGAUUUGGGUUUGCUCUACAGAUAAAUUUGUAUUGUUUCUUUCUUUAUGUGAACUUAAAAUGUAUGAACUUUUGAUCAGAAACCAUGAAGUUUAACUCAUGUCUUUAUUUUCUCAAUAAGAAGCUGGUGAGGCUUGUUUUGCAAGAAGAUGAGGCAACAUACUGGUCAUUCUAGGAAUAAACUUAAAGCAGAUAGAAGGAAAUAUAGCAGCUAAGGCUUUGAAUAGCUAUAGAUGUCCUUGUGAUGCUUUGUUUCGAUGUUUAGUAUUAGAGCUUUUGCAUCUCGAGCUUGAAAAAAAUAAUUCUA
This is a messenger RNA of Brassica rapa (field mustard), 1741 nucleotides long. RefSeq lists its product as uncharacterized. Gene Ontology annotation, cellular component: mitochondrial large ribosomal subunit. The record is from RefSeq and is a predicted model, not a curated record. NCBI's taxonomy places the organism in Eukaryota, Viridiplantae, Streptophyta, Magnoliopsida, Brassicales, Brassicaceae.